GUCCUGUUAUGCAACAACUGACCUACUAACAUACAUUUAGAGACUCAGAGAGAGAAGCAGAGAGAGAGAGAGAGAGAGAGAGAGAGAGAGAGAGAGAGGGAGAGAGAGAGAGAGAAAGAGAGGGGGGAAUUGGGGCAAACAUGACAUGUGUAGCGCAUUGAAAACAAGCAGCACUGUGUUCACACUCGCAUAUACCUGCACUAAUAGAAGAGCUGGUGUUUGGAAAGUGACGGACCUAGUGUUGGUGUAUGUUUAUGUGGAUGAGAGCAGCAUCUGAUGCUAUUAGUGGAUAGUUAAAACAGGGCAUUCUCAAACAAAACAAGCUUUUUAUCAGCCAAUCACUGAGAAAAGACAGACAGACAAAGGGAACAAGCCUCCCCAAGAGAUUGACAUGCUGAGGAAGUCGUGCUGCCCUACAUCCUGCUGGUUGUGAGGAGAUCAAGGACUUUCGUGGACCAGCUUAGUGGUUGAGCGUGCCAUUCUUAUGCUUAACCUGGAUCAGACAACAACUGAAAAGCAAGACGAAGAAAGACUGAUCUGAUACAAUUAACGUCUGUGAAAAGUCUAGACACUGAACCAUCAAGUUGAUAAAUGAGGGUUGAGCGCCAGCUGUUCUUUAUCUUUUUGGCCACCUUGGACACUUGAGUUCAUCCUUGCUAUAACUCCACUGCAAUAUAGAGACCAAGAACUUUGGGAGAAAACUUUGAAAAUCUAUUUUUGUCAGUGCCCGCUCCUUCCCUUGACCUCCCUGGUUCUUCCCCAGUUGCUAAGGACAUAUUUCAAACUGGCUGCCACCAGACAAUAAUGGAAAAUCUGACAUCAGCUCUCAAGACAUUAAACAAACCCUCAGGGAAUGACCUAAACAGCCUUGAGACCUUCAGUGGUUAUGAAGAUUCGUCAAACCAAGGGAGUCCAUCUCGCAUGGGGCGCAUGAUCAAGCCUAAACCCAACAUGAGCUGCAGGAGAAAACGUGAAUUCAUCUCUGAUGAGAAAAAGGAUGCCUCCUAUUGGGAGAAACGGCGCAAAAACAAUGAAGCAGCCAAACGCUCCCGGGAGAAGCGGCGUCUCAAUGACAUGGUUUUGGAGAAUCGUGUCAUUGCAUUGAAUGAUGAGAAUGUGAGGCUCAAGACAGAGUUGCUCCAGCUGAAGCUGCGCUUUGGCCUUAUAAGCACUGCUUCCUACAUUGAGAAGAGCCAACAGAUUAGUGUGAGCAGCAACAGCGGAAAUGGAGGCUCCUCCUCCUCUUCGUCCACCCAGUACUACUCCAGUGGUUACUCCAGUGGUUCUCAGGUGAUGAUGAACUCUGAUUCCUCAGAAACAGAGCAGUCAGUGCAUGGUGACAGCCACAUGCAGCUGGCGAAGUACUCUCCACGUGGAUCACUCUCUGACAUGUCAGAUGCAUCCUCCAGGGACAGCCCCGAGCCAAUGCCUUUUGAAAUAAAACAGGAAGGUGACAGGCUUGAGAUGGACAUUGCCAAUGGCACCACCACCCAGAUCAUGUUCAACAUCCACCGUGGUCUGGCCUCUGUGCCCACUCACCACCAAAUCCAGCAGCACUCUCAGGGGCUAGAGGGUGCAUAUCAUGGCCAGCAACAGCAGCAGCAUCACCUUCACCAACAACAACCCCAUCAGGAGCAUGUUACCACUGUCAGCCAGCCUGCACCUCACCCACCUGCUGCCCAGAGGAGCGUCAUUCUGUAUGGCUCCAGCAGUGCCUCCUAUCCAGUGGACACCCUGACUAGGCCCCAGGAUGUCCAUCCACAAGCAUCCCAGAAGUCAAUCACUGAGGGCUCCACAGAGGCGCUCGCUGUCGUGAGAAAGCAGCUUGAGAGAAGAUCAUUAGAUUCAUCUUCAUAUGAGCGCUCAGACAGUCGCAAUGAGGUUGCUGAUGGACAGAAUUACAAAGUUUGCCAACUUCCACAGCAACACCUGCAGCAGGAGCAGCAGUACCAGCAAGAGGGCGAAACAACUUCAGGGCUCCUCCACAAACAAAUGGAGGGAGUCAACCAAUCCAACCUGUACCACCAUCUCCAGCAGCCUCACCAUUUAUACCUCAGUGCCCAAGACGAGGAGCCGCCUGUGCUCACCUAUGAGGGUGAGCCAAGAAAGGAGGUGCGCUACCAAGGCCAACCUUGCAGCUCCAGCAAAGACACCUCAUCCAGUGAUGGAGAUCCCCGCAGCUCUGACAAAGAUGCCUCCACAGAUGACGAUGACUUUCCCUCCUCGUCCUGCUCAGAUACGGGCAGCUACAACAACCAACAUCAUUCUGGCCUCCUUCGACCUGCCUCACCUUUGCCCUCUUCCCAGGGCUGUUCUCAGUCCCAAAGCCGGGAUCCUCAGGGGGAGGUGAAGGGCACGGCAUUGCCUCACAAACUCAGACUCAAACACCGGGCCAUGAGCUCUGGAAGCAGCAGUGGCCACUCCUCUGGCCAGGAGUCCCCCACAAUGCCUUCCUCUGCAACACCCCCUCCCCUGCCCCAGCACCCCUACUUGUCCCUCAUGCAUCAACCGAACAUUAACCAGGGGAGCCAAGAUGAGGUCUGUAAUCAAGCAGCUUCAGUGGAGGGGGCCAGGAAGGAGAGCGGGAAAAAAGACACAAGUGGACGACGAAAUAAGAGGCGAGAUUAGGUGACCUAUAAAAGUAGUCACAACUUGCGCAUAAGACAAUUCUCGUCUAAGAACUACCCUGCCAUCAUGCCUUUUCCCUAUAAUUGAACACCUUUCUAAAGCCCUUGGGACAGGAAGCUGGGCUUUUCUAUUCCCCUACCCUUCUGAAUAUCACCAAAAAGAAUGGACAAUUUGUAGGGCUGUAUUAUAUUUGUAUAUAUUGUAUAGAUGUAUCAUUUCUUACAUCCUCUCCAUACUUACAGAAGCACUUUUGUUUAUACGAUAAGAGGAGGAAUGGAACUGCCUGCUUUUCUAUCUUUUUCAUCAACAAUAUCCAGCAGAGUCCAUCAGCAACCAUCAACAUUUCGAUCACUUACAAACAAGAAUGUAGAAAAAGUUUAAAGCUUUAUCAGUACUAUAAAUUUGGUACAUAUCUGACUGUAGACAAACAUACACUCGUAUGGCUAUCUGCCUUAAUUAAAAUCAAAUGCAAACAUACACUUGGGGCAUUCCCUAGACCAAAGAAGCACCAACACUACAAAUAUGAAGUUCCAUACCUCUUCCCAGACCCUACCUCUACCUACCCAUACUUUCCCAGUCAUCUCCUUUAUUACACAAAAGAUCGCCAUUACCAUUAUUUUUUAAGUACUUGUUCUGUAUAUUACUGUGAUAUAUGAAUAUAUGUAUCUACUAUAAAUAUAUAUUUUACAAGGAAUUUGAAUACAAAUUCAACAAAAAUAAAACAAACCUACAGCGCCAAAAGAGGGUUUUGAAAGUGACCAUCCUAUUAUGAAUCAUUAUUACUGUACAGCCACAUUUCUCCAGCAGGACCCAUUUAAAUUGAAACGCCUCACUUUUGAUUGUCAAGCUUUAGCAUUACUCUUUUGUUAAUGCCCUGUUUACACAGAAAUGGCCGCCCAGUUUGGGGCGCCAACAGCACUGAAUGGAGAACCUGUUGUUUCCUGAGGCAAAGGCCUCAUUAAAAUGUUUGAAUUUCUUUACCUUUAACCAGCCUUUGAAUAUGUGGUGGAAUUCACCAGCUGCAGGCUAUAAGCCUUUAGUUUAUUUGAGCUUUAUCAACCAUAUCUUGUUGUUGUAGAUGUUGUUACCAUUCACUGGCCCAAUGUAUUUAUUUCCCUCUUCUUCACAUGCCCAUCACUGUAGAAAAGCCCACAGGAACAUAGACAGUGAAUGUGUACAAACCUUUUUAGAUAGAUAUUACUGCCUUGAGUUUAAAUUGUAAUGUGGGCAUGGGAGGCCAGGGGCAAAACCAGGUAGUCAAAUUCAUGUAAUAACAUUACAGUGCACUGAGUUUUAAACAAGUUCGCUCUUAAUGCCAUAAGAAAGGAGCCUUGUAUACUGGAAAUUUCCUAAAUAAUAAGAGGUUCCAUGCUGUGACCAAAUAGGACCAUUGAUGAUUGAGUUUUUGUUAAAUUAAUCUCUCUAAAUAGAUGUCUGCAUAUGACAACAAUUCUAUUGCUGGGAGUGUUUUCAUUACUGCUUGUAGCUAGGUAGUAUUGACCGGCAGGAGAACAUUUCUCAAGGAAAGCCAACUCACUGGGCAAAAGCCUUUUUACAGAAUCAAUUUGCAAUCAUUGGUCGAUAAUAAAGUGUUUAAUUAAUCUCUAUAAACACAUAUCUGCUCAUAGAGAUCAAUUAAACAAGCUUAUCCCUAGCAUUGCCCUAAUCUCCAUAUCCUUUCUUGUGCCUCAAUGUGCUGGUCAGACUGCAACAUCGAUCAUCUUCAAAGGACAACAGACUUAUGAUUGCGACAUCAUUUUUCUGUUCUCUACUACUGGUCACACCAGCAGCCCCCCAAAAAUGCCUGUUGCUCAUUAUCCUUAGACUAAAUUAAGGGUUCAUAAUGUUGGGAAAUGAAAGCUGAAGUGAAACCAAAUUUCCUGAAACCUCAAAAUUUCCAAACACAAUUUGAGCUAAAAUCAUGGAAAUAAAUAUGUCCCUUGUUUCCCAUGUGCCUCAAUUCGUUUGUAGGGGUUUAUCAUCCCUUCUUCUUGGUAGUUCUGCUUCUGGGCAGCGAUGAAUUCUCUGCACUGGAUCCUUGUUUCACGUUUGGCUGUGUACCAUGUUUGGCUUUUGGUGCUCGUGUAUAAAUGUAAAGCUUUCCCUUACCCUGACGACACUGUAAUGUUUAUUUCAUUGGUUUUUAUAUCCUCUUUUUUCGUCAAGGUGUUGUAAAAAUUUUCCUUUAUACUGUGUCUUUUCUUCUAUUGACAGUGAUGACAUGUAUUUGCCUAAUUUCUCCUCCCCUCUCCCAACUUUUUUCCAGUGUGUAUUAAUCAGUAAUGUUUGUGGUUUUUGCUGAUGGUUUUAAGAAAAAGACAAGAGGACAAAAAAGAGGCAGAGUGGUGUUUCUAGAUGGGUGGUGGUUGGACUGGUCAUUACCAUCACUUCUUUUGACAUGAAUACAUAUGUAAAGACACUAAUGUUCAUUGUGGAAGAUGGGAGCAUUUCAAGACCGAAAAUAAAAUAAAAGAAUGUGGACUUUUUCAACAUAUCAUGAAA
Messenger RNA from Notolabrus celidotus (New Zealand spotty), 5130 nucleotides. RefSeq lists its product as uncharacterized. Gene Ontology annotation, molecular function: DNA binding; DNA-binding transcription factor activity. The record is from RefSeq and is a predicted model, not a curated record. Gene Ontology annotation, biological process: circadian rhythm; regulation of DNA-templated transcription. Lineage: Eukaryota; Metazoa; Chordata; Actinopteri; Labriformes; Labridae. Gene Ontology annotation, cellular component: nucleus. The transcript is spliced from 2 exons. The coding region runs from base 805 to 2628 and encodes 607 amino acids.